AUGGAUAGCAUAGUUGUUGUGGAAGAAUGCAAUAAGAGAAGUGAGUCUUUGGCUUUGGCAUCCAAAACUUCAGCUUCGGCUUCACUCGUCCAAAUUAACUCGAUUGCAAUAGAUAUCAACUGUGCUGCAGAGGAGAUUGAUCAGUCCCCCAAACAUGAGCAUUUUUCGAUACGUGGAUUUGUCUCUGAAAUGAGAAAAAGAGACUGGAAAAAAUGUAAUCCAUUUGCUUCAGAAAGUGAAAAUAAUAACGGCGGUUUGGAUUUACCUCCAUUAUCCGUUCCCAAAUUCCGGUGGUGGCAAUGUCCUAACUGUGUGCCUGAAUUUGCUGAUCAUGAAAGCAAUCUUGGUAUGAUAUUAGCGGAUAAAAGCGUUACUGCCGAAGGAAAUUGUUGUGAGAAUGUAAAUUCGGGUGAAAAACAAGGUUUACUCACACAUAGCAUACAAAAAAUAGGUAAUGAGGAGACUAAUUAUACGGGUGAUAAGAUAAUAGCUUAUAAUUCAUGGUGCGCAGAUGGAUAUAAUAAAGCUGCUGCACAUUUUAGGACUACUGAAGUUGGACCUUCAUGGACUCAUGUUCCGGAAACUAAUCAGAUCCAGCUAAUCGAGGCACCUGAAAAAUCUUCAGAUGCUUCAGAUAAAGUAUGCUCAGCUGGAAAAGCAACUUCGGGCAGUGACGAUACUAUUGCCUACAGUGCAUUACCUCACAAACGCAAACCAAAAUUGAGGUCUUUAGCCGAUAUUAUAAACGAGGAACGAAAUUUCGCGUUCGAACAUCCUAGAACAAAAUCUCUAUCAUCUUCACAGACAGAAGAUGAUUCGAAUCUUCAGUCCCGGUUAGAUGUCUCCUCAGAUACUGCUGCAAAAAGUACGAAAACGCCCCUGAGGAAAAGAAAGAAUAUAGUUCAUGAGGAUGAUGGACCUCCCGAGAAGAACUCACCCACAUUUGUAGCCAAGAAAUCGAAAGGCUCGAUUUUGGAGCCAGAGAAUAAUAGUAAGGCAUUCAAGAGAGUUGAAAUUCCAGAGUCAGACUCGGAGAAUGUAAGAACUGCAGGAAAGGCUCUGCAUAGUAAGGCCCGGAAGCAGAAAGCUCUCGACAUCAAUAGAAAAACGAGGCGGACACUUGUCGAGAACAGGACAGCUGUGCAGAUGAUGAGUAAUUCUUCUGUGCAUUGUGCAAAUCUUGGAAAUAAUUUUGGUAAUAUGGGGGACUUGGGGGCAAUUUUCAAGAAAUCUGUAUCUGGACAGGAAAGAAUGGAUGUUUUCUCUGAUCUGUCGAAGAAGGAUAAGAGGCCCGAAGGAGAUUGUACUGUCCGGGAAAAAGUUGCGUUGGACCUUUCUUUGAGCAGCUAUAUGGGUGCUGAGAUCAAUUCUAAAAACCAAGAAUCUUCCGGAAAGUGUACAGGUAUUCCCGAUUUGAACGAGUCAUUUGUUGAUAAAACGAAUGUGAUGGAAGGGCAGCAGGUGCCAGACUUCAUUGAGACGAGGAGUUUCGCUGUACAUGAGUAUUUGGAUAUAUCUGCCCCAUCCAAUAACGAGCCUGCCCGAGAAGGCGAAGGGCCAUCAGAAGUCCUCCUCGAGCAUCGCCAAGCUGCCCAAAACAUGUAUUAUAAUAAUAAUAAUACUGUAAUCGAACGUGGGCCCUCCUCGGACGAUAUCCCAAUGGAAAUAGUCGAGCUCCUGGCCAAGAAUCAACACGAUAAAGCCCAUGACAAUUCAAGAAAACAUCUCGGGCCCGAAGGCAUCAUCAAUAGCUCUUUUAAGCGGGCCCAUUAUGUUGAAAAUAACCGUGGCCCGUUCAAUUUUUCUUACGGGAGCCCAAGAACCGGCCCAAAUGUCGCGAAUGGUAACAUGGGACUCGGUCAGGAAUUCUUAAAUCCCGACAAGACCCAGUUGAGACACUUGAGCCCGUUAACAGCGGCCCAUUCAAGGAUACCGCUUUAUCCUGGCCCAAAUCCCCUGUCCAGGCCCAAACCAAGGGAGGGUGUGGAUCUAUUAUGGCCCCCGAGAAGAAAAAGCGUGACUUUCGAUCUAGCGGGUUUGGAAGAUCAUAGCUAUAGGGGCAAAAGUAUUGGUUACUUGAGCUGUGAUCAGGGGAAAAAAGCUGCUACUGACGAGUCUUUGGUCAAAGAGGGGAAAAUCGGGCUGGGCUGUAGGCCCGUUGGGCCCAUUGAUACGUAUUCGAACGAGACAAUCCCAGCCAUGCAGCUGCUGUCCUUAAUGGACCAAGGGGCCAUUUCGGGCUCUAAAGUAGGCCCGAAUAAUUUUCUUGAUCGACAAUUCUCUCCAUGCAACCAUCACCCAAGGCUGAAUAAAAACGAUAACCCAAACGAAAAAUUCGUUGGCUCCUCUUCAUUUUUCAUGAAAAGUAAUAACCAUAUCAUCAAUGACUUCCCUACUUUGCUCAAUGGUGCUCGUUUUUCAGGCGAAAGCUCGAAGAAAUCUUUUUCACAAGUUCAAAUAUUGCCACAACAAAAUGGAUAUUCAAAAUCUGUCGAUCACUUGGGGGGCCCCAGUAAUCUUGCAGGCCAGGCUUCGAGAAGUGAUGAUCUUAAGCUGGAGAUUUGCACGCUGAAUCGCAACCCGGCUGAUUUCAGCAUUCCAGAUUCGAGAAACGUAUUCAUGAUAAGCGCGAAGGAUUUGAAACCAAAGAGAAGGAUUUCGUCCAAGGAUAGAGGUCGGCCGCCUGUGAAUUUUGACGGCCCAAAGAGACCGAAGAUGAGAAAUAACUCGUCCGUAAAGAAAGCCAGAGAGAAUAACAGUCGAGCGGGUUAA
This is a messenger RNA of Striga hermonthica, 2772 nucleotides long. NCBI's taxonomy places the organism in Eukaryota, Viridiplantae, Streptophyta, Magnoliopsida, Lamiales, Orobanchaceae. The record is from the annotation of a GenBank genome assembly.